AUGGACAUAGUGGACAACUUUCCGCUGCGAUUAAACCAGCGAGCGGAGCUCUGUGCAGCAAAGCCAGGUCUAGAGUUCUUUGCUGAAGCUUAUAAUAAGGGUUCUAAGAGCGAAGCUGAAGCUUGGAUUAUCGCCACUAACUCCGAGUAUGUCGUCAAAGGGAUAACCGAAUGGCUAUCAACAUGGAAGAGGAAUGAUUGGCGCACGACUAAAGGUUCUAAAUCAGCAAAUUUGGAUCUGUUCGUCGCCCUCGAUGGCGUAAUAACAAAGCACGAGGCGGAGAACGUGAAGAUUGGGCUCUGGCACAUUCCAAGGGAGCAUAACAAACUAGCCAAUCGUCUUGCGAAAGCGGCUGCAGUCCUCAGUGAUAAAGCUAGGAAUGAGGCUAGGAUGUAG
Molecule: messenger RNA, 396 nt
Organism: Lindgomyces ingoldianus
Lineage: Eukaryota; Fungi; Ascomycota; Dothideomycetes; Pleosporales; Lindgomycetaceae
Product: ribonuclease H-like protein
Exons: 3
Coding region: 1-396 (131 amino acids)
Molecular function (GO): nucleic acid binding; RNA-DNA hybrid ribonuclease activity
Source: RefSeq, a predicted model, not a curated record